Molecule: messenger RNA, 573 nt
Organism: Apiotrichum porosum
Lineage: Eukaryota; Fungi; Basidiomycota; Tremellomycetes; Trichosporonales; Trichosporonaceae
Exons: 1
Coding region: 1-573 (190 amino acids)
Source: RefSeq, a predicted model, not a curated record
AUGUUCUCGCAGGCAGAGAUCAACCUCAUGGAGAAGCAGCUGCUUUUCCUUCUCGACUACAACCUGUCGAUCACCGAGGAGGAGGUCGUUGCCUACGCUCAGCCCUUCCUGGAGCAGUACAGCUUCGACACCCCUCCCCUCUCUCCCGCAGCCGCGUCGCCUGCCUCGUCCACCCAGACCCUCCCGGUCACUCCCCGUCUUCCGUCUGGCGCUGUCGUCCUCCCUUCGUGCGCUGGCUCCUCCAAGGCCGGUCACGUCUCGAUCACACCAGCACUGGACCGCAGCGUCUCCACCUCGUCGCUUGGCUCUGAAGGCCCCCUCACUCCUCGCUCAUCAUCGUCGUCACCAUCACACGACAUGGACGACGAUGACGAGGAGAUCCUGGUUCCCGAGCACGCCCUUGCCCACGCCCACGACGCUGUGUUUGCUGGCACUCGCCGAGAGCACAUGGUCGACAACACCUUGUCACCACCCGAAUCCGCCAUGCCGGCCAAAGACCGUCCAGCAGACGCCCGAGAGUCCCUCGUUCGUCGUCUCUUUGGCCGUCGCCGCGACGACUUUCUCCACAUGUAA